This is a messenger RNA of Musca vetustissima, 2045 nucleotides long. It is a transcript of the gene Pmp70, whose product is annotated as ATP-binding cassette sub-family D member 3. NCBI's taxonomy places the organism in Eukaryota, Metazoa, Arthropoda, Insecta, Diptera, Muscidae. Gene Ontology annotation, cellular component: peroxisomal membrane. The record is from RefSeq and is a predicted model, not a curated record. Gene Ontology annotation, molecular function: ATP hydrolysis activity; long-chain fatty acid transmembrane transporter activity; ATP binding. The coding region runs from base 55 to 2031 and encodes 658 amino acids. The transcript has 11 exons. Gene Ontology annotation, biological process: long-chain fatty acid import into peroxisome; peroxisome organization; fatty acid beta-oxidation.
UAGUAAAGUGUGUUGUAGUUGUUGGAUUAUUGAUUUAUCAAUUAGUCGGUAAACAUGGCACCCGCUCUAAGUAAACUACGCGAACAUCAAAGUGCCAUUGUGGGCCUAACAGGCAUUUCAGCCGCCCUCUGGAUUAUAGCCUAUGGCAAAAUGAGCAACAAACGCAGAAAAAAUGGCUUCGAUGAACGCGUCCAAUACACAAUCACAGAGAAAAAGGAUAAGAAACCACCAAAGGCCCACGUAAAUGCAUUAUUCUUCAAACAGCUGAGACAAAUUCUGCCCAUAUUGAUUCCCAGUUUUUGGAGUAUGGAAAGUGGCCUCUUAGUCCUGGUGGCCGCCUCACUUGUUGGUCGAUCGGUCAGUGAUAUUUGGAUGAUUCAAAAUGCCACAGUUGUGGAAAGCACAAUUAUCCAUAUGAAUAAACCCGCCUUCCAAAAAGCUUUAGUUAAAUACUUAGCAGCAUUGCCAAUGAUUUCUGUUGUAACCAACAUUUUGAAAUGGAGUUUAGGUGAAUUGAAAUUACGGUUUAGAACGAAUUUAACACAUCAUCUGUACAAUAAAUACUUGAAUGGUUACACCUACUACAAAAUGUCCAAUUUAGAUAAUAGAAUAGCCAAUGCCGAUCAAUUGUUAACAACGGAUAUAGAUAAGUUUUGUGAAAGUGCCACAGACUUAUAUUCGAAUAUCAGUAAACCGAUAUUGGAUAUAUUCAUUUAUGUUUAUCGUCUGACCACAACAUUGGGCGCCAAGACACCCUCAAUCCUUAUGGUCUAUUUGGUGGUUGCUGGUGUUUUCCUUACCCACUUGCGCCGUCCCACUGGCCGUCUUACCGUCGAAGAACAAAAACUGGAAGGUGAAUUCCGUUAUGUUAAUAGUCGUUUAAUUACAAAUUCCGAGGAGGUAGCCUUCUAUCAGGGUAAUUCACGUGAAAAGUUAACGCUGUUGGCCAGCUAUUCGAAAUUACGUUCACAUUUGCGUAAAUUUUUGGAAUUCCGCGUUGGCAUGGGUAUUGUGGAUAAUAUUGUGGGGAAAUAUUUUGCAUCUGUUGUUGGUUUCUAUGCUGUGUCUAUACCAUUCUUUACACCCAAUCAUCCUUUGUUGUCGGGAGAAAAUAGUGGAAAACGUUUACAGGCUUACUAUACAUACGGCAGAAUGUUAAUUAAGCUUGCAGAGGCUAUUGGUCGUCUUGUAUUGGCUGGUCGUGAAAUGACUCGUUUGGCUGGUUUCACUGCACGAAUGACCGAAUUAAUUAAGGUAUUGAAUGAUCUCAAUAAGGGUACCUAUGAACGUACUAUGGUCAACAAUGCUCUAACGCAUGAAACUGGUUUUGGCCCAGGCAAAGGUGAAAUGGUGUUUGUUGACAAUAUUAUUAAGUUUGAAAAUGUUCCAUUGGUGACGCCGAACGGUGAUGUUUUGGUUAAGAAUUUAACAUUUGAGGUUAAAUCUGGUACAAAUGUUUUGGUGUGUGGACCUAAUGGCUGUGGUAAAUCUAGUUUAUUCCGUAUUUUGGGUGAAUUGUGGCCAACAUGGGGUGGUAAAGUUGUCAAACCAAAUCGUGGCAAACUUUUCUAUAUUCCCCAAAGGCCUUACAUGACACUGGGCUCGUUGCGUGAUCAGAUCACCUAUCCCCAUACACGUGAAGAUAUGCGUCGUGCCGGCAAAACUGACGAAGACAUUAUGCAAUAUUUGGAUAUUGUACAAUUGGCAUAUUUGGAACAACGUGAAAAUGGUUUGGAUGCCAUUGAAGAUUGGAUCGAUGUGUUGUCGGGUGGUGAGAAGCAACGUAUUGCCAUGGCUCGUCUCUUCUAUCACAGUCCACAAUUUGCCAUUUUGGAUGAGUGUACAAGUGCUGUAUCUGUCGAUGUGGAGGGUAAAAUGUAUAGUUAUUGUCGUGAGGCUGGCAUUACCCUAUUCACAGUGUCGCAUCGUAAAUCCUUGUGGGUUCAUCAUGACUACUAUUUGCAAUUUGAUGGUCGUGGUGGUUAUGAAUUCGGUCGCAUCGAUCAGGAUAAAGAACAAUUUGGUUCAUAAAUAAACACACAAAU